AUCAGAUUUUAUAUUUUUUUUAUACAUCAGAGACAAUACAAAUGGCAUCCCAUACAGUAAUUCCCGGUGACGAAAUCUACGGCCCGGGCUCGUAUAUCGACAAAGAGCCCAUCCCCGUCCCCCAAGACACCCGUCGCGUCUUCGAAUACCUAGCCAAAACCACCCCUGGCUUCACCCAAAAUCAGCGGCACUGGGACAAUGUCACCUUCAACGGCCGUCCAGAGCCCUCAAUCCCAGGGCCCAUCAAAGCACCCGUGGUAGCAGCUGCGCUGCACGCGAUGUGUGGUGUCGUUGCGAAUGAGAUUGUCGAAGACCGUGACGGGCAAGAGCAAUCUCGUGAGCAGGCACAGGUGUCUGUGAACACGGACCACGCAGCAAUCUGGAUGGGGAGUAUAUUUACGCCGUACAUCAACGGGACAGAUGUACAUGACUUAUUCAAGGCGAAAAAGUUGGGUGCUUUGUUUAAAAAGGAUCUUGAGCAUGGAUGGAUGGGUAAUUUCAUGAACCUGCGCACCACUGCGAUUUAUAAGACUGCUACGCCUGGUGUGUGGUACCAGCUUCAUGGGUCGCUGGAUGCACCACCUGUCCUGCGCUCGAUGGGCAUGGAUCCGGACUAUCCAGCCAAGACCCCACAGGAGGCAUACGAGUACAUCGCUUCGCAUGUUGAGAAAUGGACCGCUGACGAGCUGGAGAUGCACAAUGUGCGGAACGGCUUCUGCGGUGAAAUAUGCUACACGCCUGAUGGCUGGCGCAAGACAGAAAUGGGCAAGCGGCUCGCUGAACACCCGCUCGUUAACUACAAGCGUCAGUCGCAUGCUAUCCCGACACCUCCUACACCACUACCCCCCCGUAUCAGAUCAAGUGACCGUCGCCCACUUGCCGGUGUCAAGGUCGUGGAACUCGUCCGCAUCAUCGCCGGUCCCGUCAUUGGAAACACACUCGCAGCCUUUGGCGCGGACGUAAUCCGCGUCGGAUACAGCAAGCUCCGUGAUCUGAACGUGCUGCAGCUCUCUCUGAACACAGGGAAACGCACCAUCGAACUCAACCUUAACAGCCCCGAGGAUAAGCAGCGUCUCCACGACCUCCUCCAAGACGCCGACGUCUUCGUGCAGGGUUUCCGUCCCAAUACCAUCGCCCGCAAGGGCUUCGGUCUCAACGAUCUGCUCUCUCUCGCCGGCGCUCGCGGCAAGGGCAUCGUCUACGUCGAAGAAAACGCUUUCGGGCCUGACGGCAUCUAUCACGAACGCCCUGGAUGGCAGCAGAUUGGUGACGCCGCAUCGGGAUCUUCGUAUGUCACUGGCCGUUCUCUGGGACACACGGAUGGGACCAGCGUGCUGCCGCCCUUGCCAAUUUCUGACAUGACAACCGGUCUGCUCGGUGCGCUGGGCGCCAUGCUUGCUAUCCGUGAUCGCGCGCGCACCGGCGGCUCCUACCACGUGCUUAGCUCGCUUGUUGCUGCUGAUGAAAUCGCCCUCAGGCCUGAAAUCGGCCUGUACAGUCCUGAAGUUGUGACUAAGAACGUUGAGACGUUCAAAUGGGGAACUAUGGAACCUUCGCAGUAUGUUACCGAGGUACUAGACGUGGUUAUGGAUGGGUGGAAGAGGGUGUUCCCGGAGCAUCUGACGCCUGGGACAAAGGAGUCGUUUAUGGUGGGCUCUGAGAAGAGUGCGUGGGGGAAGAUGGAGUUGUUGAAGCCGGUUGUGAGAAUUGGGGAUGAGAGUGUUAACCCAAGGUGGGAGACGCCUACGGUGCCGAGUUGUGGAGAGGAUAGGGGUAUCACUUGGCUGUAAUUCUGCAAGUAUAUAACUGUUGUAAUGUUUGCUGUGAAAGCCUUGGGAUGUACAAUAACAGAUGAUUUAAUAGCACGCCAGUCUUUCUU
Messenger RNA from Aspergillus ruber CBS 135680, 1879 nucleotides. Its product is annotated as alpha methylacyl-CoA racemase. NCBI's taxonomy places the organism in Eukaryota, Fungi, Ascomycota, Eurotiomycetes, Eurotiales, Aspergillaceae. The transcript has a single exon. The record is from RefSeq and is a predicted model, not a curated record. Bases 42 to 1790 code for a protein of 582 amino acids. Gene Ontology annotation, molecular function: catalytic activity.